Pocillopora meandrina is the source of this 476-nucleotide messenger RNA. NCBI's taxonomy places the organism in Eukaryota, Metazoa, Cnidaria, Anthozoa, Scleractinia, Pocilloporidae. The record is from the annotation of a GenBank genome assembly.
GGACGAGGACACGCAAAACCAGUCAAAGUAACACCAGAUAAUCAGCGCAGGGCAGGCAGUGAACUGUUAGGUGCACUGUGGGCAUAUGUCAGCGUAUGUAAAUGGAGUGGAAUGGACUUUCUGGUAACUGAGGAGAAUACCGAUAUUUUUUAGUAGUAGGGCAUUCAUUACUCUUUAUUUUAUAAUCCUUGAAAGAGAGCAUAGAAUUGCAAUAAUCAUUUGAACUUCAGAGUGAGAGAAUCGAACGUUGUUGAAGUUGUAACUCUAAUAUAAAUAAUCUGAUACGGGACGUUUGGUUUUUGUUUGUUUGUUUUUGCUUGAAAUCUUGUAUUUAUUUCUUGGAAAAAAGUACUGCUGCUCUUAUGUGGUGAGCAGAUAGGAUGGCCAAUUUUAUUUAUAUUUUUCGUCACGUUCAGACCUUGCAGUUUGUAUUUGCAAUGGACAAGAUUUCUCCAGCAGAAGUUCAAAAUUGUUAA